This is a messenger RNA of Phytophthora infestans T30-4, 1869 nucleotides long. Its product is annotated as NAD-dependent malic enzyme, putative. The record is from RefSeq and is a predicted model, not a curated record. The coding region runs from base 1 to 1869 and encodes 622 amino acids. The transcript has 3 exons. Gene Ontology annotation, molecular function: NAD binding; malate dehydrogenase (decarboxylating) (NAD+) activity. Gene Ontology annotation, biological process: malate metabolic process; pyruvate metabolic process. Gene Ontology annotation, cellular component: mitochondrion. Lineage: Eukaryota; Oomycota; Peronosporomycetes; Peronosporales; Peronosporaceae.
AUGCUGGCGCGCCAAGUACGCUCCCAGAAGCGCUCGCUGCAGCAUGCGGCGGCCGCCGUGCCACGCGCGUCUUCGAUGCUUCAUACGCGCUUCCUGUCGGCUCCGGUCUCCACCGAGGACCAUGAGGACGACGAGGAGGCAAUGAGUAGCGGCGAGCCUACGGGCUCUGAGAACGACACGCUCGACACGUAUUUGACGACGCUCAAGAAGUACAACCCGCCCAUCAAGACGGGUCUCAAGGGCCUCAACAUCAUCCACGACCCUCUUUACAACAAGGGCACAGGCUUCCCUCACGUCGAGCGCGACCGCCUCGGUCUGCGUGGCCUGGUGCCACCGCGUCGCCUGAAGGUGGAAGCGCAGCUUACCAAGCUGUACGACACUUUUUGUCAGGAGAAGGACCCGCUUGGCAAGAGCCGCUUCCUCACAGACUUGCACGACCGUAACGAGACGUUGUUCUUCCGUCUUCUGAUCAAGCACAUGAAGGAAAUGGCUCCCAUCGUGUACACGCCCACUGUCGGCGUUGUGUGUCAGAAGUUUGGUCACCUCUUCCGUCGUCCGCGUGGUAUGUUCUUCAGCACACGCGACCGUAGUCAGUUCGGCGCCAUGGUGCACAACUGGCCGUGCGACGACGUGGAAGUGAUCGUGGUCACAGACGGUAGCCGUAUCCUUGGUCUCGGCGACCUUGGCGCCAACGGCAUGGGUAUCCCUAUCGGAAAGCUGGCACUUUACACUGCUGCUGGAGGUAUUGACCCGCGUAAGGUCCUCCCGGUGAUGCUGGACACGGGAACCAACAACAAGAAGCUCCUCGAGGACCCGUACUACCUCGGUGUGCAGCAGCCACGCCUCACCGGUGAAGCGUUCUGGUCCAUGGUGGACGAGUUCAUGCGCGCUGUGCGUCAUCGCUGGCCCAAGGUGCUCGUACAGUUCGAGGAUUUUUCUAGCGAACACGCAGCAGACGUUUUGAACGCGUACCGUCUGAAGCAACUCUGCUUUAACGAUGACAUCCAAGGCACGGGUGCUACAGUGCUGGCUGGCGCCCUGAGUGCUUGCAAGCGUGUCAAGAUCCCGCUCAAGGACCAGCGCAUUGUGAUUCUUGGUGCUGGUAGUGCUGGUCUGGGUGUGGCCACCACGUUGCUCCAGGGUAUGCUACGUGAGGGUAUGACGACCGAGGAGGCUCGUGAGCGCUUCUACAUCCUCGACCAGCAUGGUCUACUGGGCGAAACUCGCGAGUCUUUGAACGCCGGCCAGCAGUUCUUCUCUCGCAAAUAUAUAGCGGACAAGACGAGUCUUGUGGACGUAAUCAAGCAGGUCAAGCCCACGAUGCUCAUGGGUCUAAGUGCUGCCGCUGGUGCCUUUACAAAGGAAGCUGUGGAAGAGAUGGCUAAGCACACGGAACACCCGAUUGUAUUCCCGCUAUCGAACCCCACGUCUGUGGCCGAGUGUACGGCCGAACAGGCCUACGAAUGGACUAAGGGCAAGUGCGUGUUCGCUAGUGGCAGUCCGUUCGACCCUGUCGUUUACAACGGCGCGCAGUACAACAUCAGCCAGUGCAACAACAUGUUCAUCUUCCCGGGUGUGGGUCUUGCAGCGUCGGUGAUCCAGGCUAACCGCGUGACGGACGGCAUGCUCUACGCUGCUGCUAAGGCGCUGUCGCAGUGUAUGACUCCGGAGGAGAUUGCGAACGGCCAGGUGUUCCCGUCUGUGGAGAACAUUCGUGAUGUGUCGCUCAAGGUGGCUACUGCGGUCUGUGAGACUGCUAUCGAGGAAGACGUGGCCGGUUUCCGGCCGACGAUCCGUCGCGGCGGAACCCUGGAGGACUUUGUCGCUUCGAAGAUGUACUACCCGACGUACCACGCGCUGGUCGAGUAA